This is a messenger RNA of Pristis pectinata (smalltooth sawfish), 700 nucleotides long. Its product is annotated as transmembrane protein 229B-like. The record is from RefSeq and is a predicted model, not a curated record. NCBI's taxonomy places the organism in Eukaryota, Metazoa, Chordata, Chondrichthyes, Rhinopristiformes, Pristidae. The transcript has 2 exons. Bases 183 to 692 code for a protein of 169 amino acids.
CUGAGCUGUGGUACUUUCCACAUUCUGCUUCUGCUAAGUGCUUCCCUCUUUUCUCUCUCUCUCGCCCGGUGCAGAUCCAUUGUCGGCACAAACGCUGAGAGCUGAUUAAUGAGGGGUGAAGGGGUUCAGCAGCCGCAUCUCUCUCCAUCUGCUUUUAUCCCUUCCCUCCACCGGCUGAAAGGAUGGCCACAGCAGAGCCCCUGAGUGCCCUCUCUCGGUGGUAUCUCUAUGCCAUCCAUGGCUAUUUCUGCGAGGUGAUGUUCACAGCAGCGUGGGAUUUUGUGGUGCAUUUCAACUGGAAGUUCCCCGGAGUCACCAGUGUCUGGGCACUUUUCAUCUACGGCACCUCCAUGCUGAUAGUGGAACGGAUGUACCUCUACCUGAGGGACAGGUGCCGUACUGUUACCCGCUGCCUCAUCUACACCAUCUGGACCUAUAUCUGGGAGUUCUGCACGGGCUACAUCUUGCGCCAGUUCAACGCCUGCCCCUGGGACUACUCCCAGUUUGAGUUUGACUUCAUGGGUCUGAUCACCCUGGAGUACGCCAUCCCCUGGUUCUGCGCCUCCUUCAUCAUGGAGAAACUGGUCAUCAGGAACACCCUCCGCCUCCGCUUCGAGCCCCACCUCGAAGUUGCCCCGGGUACCCCGCGGCCGAGUGACGUCGUGGCAAACGGCCACCUCAAAUCCGACUGAGCCCUUGG